Messenger RNA from Guillardia theta CCMP2712, 540 nucleotides. RefSeq lists its product as hypothetical. The transcript is spliced from 4 exons. Gene Ontology annotation, molecular function: protein phosphatase inhibitor activity. The record is from RefSeq and is a predicted model, not a curated record. Gene Ontology annotation, biological process: regulation of signal transduction. NCBI's taxonomy places the organism in Eukaryota, Cryptophyceae, Pyrenomonadales, Geminigeraceae. Bases 1 to 540 code for a protein of 179 amino acids.
AUGAGUGAAAAGGACCAUCAUGUCAAGUGGGAUGAAACCAACUUGGAGUACAACGAGCAGAACAAGUGUGCAACUAUGAAAAUUGACGAACCGCCUACUCCUUUUAACUUCGAAUAUUGCGAAGAUGAAGUGGAUGAAGAGCAUGCAGCCAAAGCAUCCUUGUCUUUUGCCGACCAGUGGAAGCGCGAGGGGAUGGAUGAGAUUAUCAACGACCCGGAGAAGUUGAAACCGUCGUUUGAAGCCUCGGAACCAACCGAGGAAGACCUUGCGGAGAAGAAGAAGAAAUUCGAAGAGAUUCGCAAAGAGCACUAUCGGAUCAAGAAUCCGCUCGCAAAUCAUGUUCAAUUCAACGAAGACAACAAUGAAGAGCACGAGGUAGAGGAUGAGAAACAAGAAGAGGAGGAUGCUGAGACCAAGCACGAACUCUUCGUCAAGAAAAGGAAGGCGUUCUAUGCCGAACAAGACCGUGAAGCAGCUGAGCGAGCCAAGGCCAUGGAAGCUGACGGAAUGGCCUCCGAGGACUCCGAGGGGAAUGACUGA